AUGUUUCAGCCGUUCGUUCCGAUCGGUCGUGCUCUGGGUAAACCUCUCCCAUCCGGACAAGUCGGCAUUGCCGCAUACGCCUACUGUACAACACGGCAUCCUACCUACUCUACCAAACCACCUCCAUGGCGGCAACAUGCAAAGAAUCAAGGGAAAAUACGCAGCAAAGAAAUGAGUCAGUUGAAUGGUUGCCCGUCUUACGAGCGUGGCGAGUCUGCUCUAGCACCGACGCACAUCACGUGUACUGUACGUCGGAACGGCAUAGCCGAUGUGAAAACAGCUCACCACCAGAGUCAUGCUACCGAGUCUUUGUCAAGAUACCGUCACUACUGCUUCACCAAGAUGCUCACCGACAUGUCGGAGGCCGUCAACCAGAUUCCAGCACACCACGUUCUCGCACUACCCCACAAACCCACAAACUCAACCGGGUAUCAGGACUGUGCCUUGCCCCAGUGCAGCAACGCCUUUCACUUGCGCAUCUCUAUUGUCGGUGUACAAGACAACGUGAUCAAUGACGCCAGAAAUCUACUCUUAGUCGUAGCCAAGGGAGAGAACGUUGUCGUGCAUCUCCCCGCAUAUCUGUACCAAGCUUUGGAGAUCUCGCGCCGUUGCACGUUCAUUCCCGCCGAACCAGAACAUGCGAGAGAUGACGGUAGGCAAGCUGCAUGUACAUAUCAUGAGGGCAAGGAGAAGGCCAUGCUUUGUUCUAUUCCCCGGAACGCUGACUGUAGCAUGCAGGGAGCGGUGCACGACCUUGCAGCAGUCCUGAGGGUGAACAGGGUCGGUGACAUGUCGUCGGUACAAAUUCCGAGUUCAAAGUACGGUACCAGAGUCUCACGCGACUACGUACAGCCAGGCAAUCCGCCACUCGGCUUCAGCAUUGCGCCAAAGCUCUUUGCGCCUUCUUGGAAGCUUCUCGGCAGCUUGACUGUAACCCGUGAGCACCACGUCGGCAUCUAA
Messenger RNA from Bipolaris maydis ATCC 48331, 960 nucleotides. The record is from RefSeq and is a predicted model, not a curated record. Lineage: Eukaryota; Fungi; Ascomycota; Dothideomycetes; Pleosporales; Pleosporaceae.